Engraulis encrasicolus (European anchovy) is the source of this 3263-nucleotide messenger RNA. It is a transcript of the gene cacng6a, whose product is annotated as calcium channel, voltage-dependent, gamma subunit 6a. The record is from RefSeq and is a predicted model, not a curated record. Gene Ontology annotation, biological process: calcium ion transmembrane transport; regulation of calcium ion transmembrane transport via high voltage-gated calcium channel. Gene Ontology annotation, cellular component: L-type voltage-gated calcium channel complex; membrane. The transcript has 5 exons. Bases 278 to 1141 code for a protein of 287 amino acids. Gene Ontology annotation, molecular function: calcium channel regulator activity; voltage-gated calcium channel activity. NCBI's taxonomy places the organism in Eukaryota, Metazoa, Chordata, Actinopteri, Clupeiformes, Engraulidae.
CACACACACACACACACACACACACACACACACACACACACACACACACACACACACACACACAAACACACUUCCACUCACUCACUUUCUCACUCUGCCACUUCUUCACUUCGUUUCCCGUUUGCCUCUGUGUUUCCACUGGACCCUAGUAGUCCAUCGUACUGCUCGUCCCAGCCAUACACAGCUAAACAGAAGCACCUUGGGUGAUUGGUCUUCAACUCUUAACAUCAGCCCUCACUAGACUCCCUCGGCUCGGAGAGGGUGCAAGUAGAGUAGGAUGUGGUCCACCUUCUACCACCAGGAUGAGGAGAGAGGAACCGCGGGCCCUGGCAUCCAGGGCGGUGCCAAGGCAGCAAUGGCAGGGGGUUUCGGUGCUGGUGGCGUCCGUGGACACAAAGGACACAAACGCAGGGCACACGUUUCCACCUCCUCCACGACCGCUGGCGGCACCGACGAGGGUGGGAUGAGUGACCGGCAGGAGAGCAAGAUCAAGCUGGCGUUCUUCGUGGCGAUCGUGGGCAUCGUGCUGAGUGUUCUCGGGGUGGGCACCGAAUUCUGGGUGGAGCUGGCGCCCCCCAAGAGCUUGUCGGUGAACAACACGUGCCUUGUGGCGCACUACGGCCUGUGGAAGAGCUGCACUAAGGCUGUCUGGGUGGCAGACGUCGACCCUGAGAGGGAGAGCUGUGGGCCUGCAGACAUGCCUGGAGAAUCAAACUGUACCUUCUUCAAGUUCUUCACCACCGGAGAAAAUGCUGUCCUCUUUCAAAAGACGACAGACAAGAAGCUGAGUCAGGCGUCAGGGCUGUUAGCCAUCUGCAGCCUCUUCAUGAUGGUCAUGGGAGCCGUAUGCAUCAGCAUGGCCAUCAGCAAACGUGUGCCUUUCUUCGUAAAGCCAGCCUCGGUCUGCUUCACACUGUCAGGUAUCCUGAUUCUUCUAUCAGUCAUCAUAUUCCACCAAUCAGUGCUGGCCUUGUUGGCAAGUGAUCACACAGUGCCGUUGCAUCAUGAGCUCUCGUGGUCUGUCAGCUGUGUGACCUGUGCUGGUACGCUGCUUUUAAUUGGAGGGAUACUCUUCUUGAUCCUAGCCCUGCCGUACAGUCCCUGGCAGAAAUGUAUGCCGAAUAAGGAUGCGGAGAGAUAGUUACUGUAGAACUGUGAAACAGGUAGGCUUUUAUAUGUGUUAUGUAUGCUGUAUGGAAUUAUUCUAUUCUAUUCUAUUCUAUUCUACUAUAUUCUAUUCUAUCCACAAGUUUCCUGGAGUGGUUACUGGGGAAAGGCAUUUACAGUGGACAAAGUUCUGAAGUGUCUUCGUUGUGAUCAAAUGGGCUCAGGUGUUUUGCGCUUUCAAUUGAAAGGCUCACCACGUUAUGGUCAUUGGUAUGGAUCUACACAUCUCCGGAACGAUGUGUGCAAUGGUAUGAUGUCAGGGCCAUUUACUGUAGCGCAAGGGAUCAUGAGGCCUAGGAAACUUGUGGAUUUAGAUUAUGUUCUAUUCUUCUCUAUCGUAUUCUAUUCUAUUCUAUUCUAUUCUAUUCUAUUCUAUUCUAUUCUAUUCUAUUCUAUUCUUUAUUCUGUAUGACGUCACACUGCAUAUCUUUCUACUUGAAGGUGUGUGUGGUGGCAGUUGAGUGACUUUGGAAUAGUGCAAAGAGUGAUUUUGUCAUGUUGAAUUUAAGGCCUGAAAGUCUUUAAGUGUUCUUUUUGUAUUUAUUACGUAAACAUUCCAUGUAUCUUUUUGACAGGUUAAUGUUGUUGUACUAUAUGUACCAAAUGAUUGUUAUUGUAGUAUGUUCAACGUGUCCUCUUCAAUGUUAUGGCUGGCGACCCCCCGUGCAUAGUAGUCUAAUGACCCCUGCGGCAUAAGGACACAACUGUCAUAAACAUGUCAUGGCAGAUGGCUUCUGACAACGUCAAGUGAUGGAUGUCAUUAGUUGACUGUAACUACGCAUCCUGGAGACGGAUAUGUAGUGGUGUCAUGGAGGGUCCUGAGUUACCAGGACCCCAAGAUUAAGCGGGGGGCCCCCACUAGGAGUAUGAAAUUGCAUGGGUCCCACUAGUUUGACGCCCUCUCGUGACUUCACAUGGUAAUCAAACAAGCGAUUUAAGGUUAGGGUUAGGGUUAAGGUUAGGGUUAGGUUUAGGGUUAGGUUUAGGGUUAAGGUUAGGGUUCGGGGUUAGGUUUAGGGUCGUAUGACGUAAGCGGUAAGUACCGAAAGGGCGUCGAACUAGUGAGUCCCAAAUUGCAUAGACUGCGGAAGCAGUGGCCUAGGGUGGGAGGAGGGGAGAGGCAUGACCCGGGGAAUAUUUUGAAAAUGUAUACCGUUUCAGAAUUAAUAAAAUGUACAGCCUUACAUGUAUAUCAGUAGUGUGUGAACUCUUUAUGUGUGUUGAGGUGAGUUGUCAAUGUCCAGCAGUGACACCAGAGAUAGUAGGAUUCUAAUAUUCCGCAUCCUGUUUUUCUCUCUGUUGACACCAUCUUGUGGUUAUUACGGCCCGCCUUGUUCAAAUGCGUUUUGUGGUCAAUGUGUAACUGUGCUAUGAUGGAGGGUUUUAGACCAUGGGAUUGUUUGUGCAUAGGCGCAAGGGACUGAUGCUUACUCCUGUUGAUAUGUUAUUACAACCAAGCAUUACAGUAAUCAUAUAUAUUUCAUAUCAUUUAUCGUUAAACAUACAGGCUUGCUGGUGAGCGAUCACAGCAAUAUGACACUACUUCAUGACUGGGCAGUGAGCACUGAUUGAUAGUGGGUUCUACAGAUUAUGUCAUGACAUGUUUAUGUUAACCUAAUAACUGUGACGGUUAUCCCGUCAUGCAGUGAUGUACCCAUGGCAUACUGUCAAUUAAUGUUUGAUACUGCUCCCUCAUACAGUAAAUAAAUCAGACUCUGUUCUUGUUGGUAUGUUGCAUUUGGAAAAGUCAUUUUAAUUAUUUUCUUUCCUAUAAUUUAGAACUUUGUAAUCUCAAAUGUCUUAUGUAUAGUGUAAUUAAUUAUUCAACAUGACAACAAUGAUGUAACACUUUAAUAAAUAUGGUCAAUUCACAAAUAAUACACUACAGCAACAAAGCACUUUACACUGAUAACAAAUGCAGUCUGAGCACCAGAAGGCGUGUGCGAAGACCAACCUUCAGGGCUACAAUGUUCAGCCAAAAUAGCAGAAUUGAUGUUCUAUAAAAUGUUUGUUGGUCUGUCAUUUCCUGACACGUCUUGUUUUGGGCAGGCCAAAUGAAAGAGGAUCUGUCAUCUACAUGUGAAUAAAAACACUGU